Messenger RNA from Aspergillus melleus, 1023 nucleotides. RefSeq names its product cysteine-rich secreted protein. The transcript has 2 exons. The record is from RefSeq and is a predicted model, not a curated record. Lineage: Eukaryota; Fungi; Ascomycota; Eurotiomycetes; Eurotiales; Aspergillaceae. Bases 1 to 1023 code for a protein of 340 amino acids.
AUGAAAUCCCUCACUCUCUCCCUCGCAACCACCAUCCUCCUGGCAACCGGCCCCUUGGCCACCGCAAAGACCUACACGACUAACAUCCCCGUCAAGGAAAUCUCUGGCACCUGGACCAUCGUCGGCAACUCGAUCACCUGGACGGAGGACGGCUUCAAGACCUCCAUCGACUGCGAUGACCAAGCCGGCAACAAAAAGCUCAGCCUCAGCGGCGACAAAAAGUUCGCGGGAUGCUGCCUGUCCGGACAGAGACUCGUCGGGUCCCCGGACACGGCGUUUGACUGCUGCGCCACCGGACAUGAUCUGGCCGGCUCGAAGGACACCGGGUACAUCUGUUGUCCGCAGGGCGAGGUCUACGACGGAGUCGUCUGUAAGGCUGCGGAGCCGGUGUGCCAGAACGGAAAGGUGUUGGUGAAUGGAGAGUGUGUUUGUCCCAAGGGCACAAAGGAGGGAAAGCAUGGAACUUGUGAGGUUGUGAAGUGUGAUUCGGGCCUGCAGACCGGAAAAUGCUACACCUUCACCGGCGAAAACGGCCACCGCCUCGGCUUCGGCGGCAGCUGGUUCAUCACAGAAGCCGAAAGCAUGGCUCUGAAGUCCGGACGCUUCAAGCUCUGCAAAGACGAAGCCUGCAAGGCCGGCGAACCCAUAAGCCCCUCAGACCAGGUCUUCAUCAAGGAUAUCCACGGAAAUCCACGCACGGGAGCGCUGCCCAACCGGUGGUUGAACGCAGCCAUGAACGGCGCGCAUGUUGGCAAGACGGACGUGUUCGCGCAGGCGGGCAAGUUCUCCAUGACCAAGUGGCCGUGUGGAAAGUACUGUCUGGGUGGAUUCGACUAUGGGUUGGGACCGGCUUGUCCGUCUAAUACGCCUGCGUUGACUUUCUUCGAGAAUGAUAAGCAGGCGUGUGUGCCGUUCGACUUUACUGAGGUGCCGUGUGAUGUGAAGGCGGAAGAGAAUAACUGUAUUUGGAAGAGCAGUGAGGAUCAGUGCUGUGGGGGUGUGGUUGAUUGCAAGGGCCGUUAA